Cyprinus carpio (common carp) is the source of this 3985-nucleotide messenger RNA. Its product is annotated as voltage-dependent N-type calcium channel subunit alpha-1B-like. The coding region runs from base 170 to 3985 and encodes 1271 amino acids. Gene Ontology annotation, molecular function: high voltage-gated calcium channel activity. Gene Ontology annotation, biological process: chemical synaptic transmission; calcium ion import across plasma membrane. NCBI's taxonomy places the organism in Eukaryota, Metazoa, Chordata, Actinopteri, Cypriniformes, Cyprinidae. The transcript has 30 exons. The record is from RefSeq and is a predicted model, not a curated record. Gene Ontology annotation, cellular component: voltage-gated calcium channel complex; membrane; neuronal cell body.
UGGUGGUCCCUGCUCUCUAUUGACUUUAGCAUGUUUGUGUGUUUGUGACAGGAUUUUAACCACACUAGGUUCCCAGUUUGACUUAAGGACGUUACGGGCUGUCAGAGUGCUGAGACCCCUCAAACUGGUGUCUGGAAUCCCAAGUCUUCAAGUAGUAUUAAAGUCCAUUAUGAAGGCCAUGGUUCCCCUUCUUCAGAUUGGACUGCUGCUAUUCUUUGCCAUUGUUAUGUUUGCCAUCAUCGGUGUCGAGUUCUACAUGGGCAAAUUCCACUUCACCUGCUUCAAAGUAGAUACAGGAGAAAAAGUUAGUGAUUACCCAUGUGGAAAGGACCUCCCCGCAAGAAUAUGUCCCAAUGGAACAGUAUGUGGAAACUGGACAGGACCCAACUUCGGCAUCACAAAUUUCGAUAACAUCCUCUUUGCCAUCCUCACAGUCUUCCAGUGCAUCACCAUGGAAGGAUGGACCGAUGUACUAUACCAUGCCAAUGAUGCCUCGGGGAACACCUGGAACUGGCUGUACUUCAUCCCUCUCAUCAUCAUUGGCUCCUUCUUUAUGCUUAACCUUGUCCUGGGAGUCUUAUCAGGGGAGUUUGCCAAAGAAAGAGAGCGAGUGGAGAAGAGGCAGGAAUUCUUGAAGCUUCGCAGACAGCAGCAGAUUGAGAGAGAGCUCACUGGCUACCUGGAAUGGAUAUGCAAAGCAGAGGAGGUGCUGUUGGCAGAAGAGGAUCAGAACGCUGAGGAGAAAUCCCCUCUGGAUGUCCUGAAAAGAACGAAGAGCAGGAAGGGUAGGAAUGACCUCAUCAGUGCUGAAGAGGGAGAGGAACAUUUCACGGACAUCUCCUCUGUUGCGCCACCUGGAUCGGCUUUUGCCCGAGCUAGCCUGAAGAGCGGUAAGAACGAUAGCUCCUCAUAUUUCCGGCGAAAAGAAAAGAGGAUACGCUUUUUCAUUCGGCGGAUGGUGAAGGCACAAAGUUUCUACUGGAUCGUUCUGUGUUUGGUGGGAUUGAACACAAUGUGUGUGGCCAUUGUCCAUUACGACCAGCCAGAGUGGCUCACCAAGGCCCUGUACCUGGCAGAGUUUGUAUUCCUGGGUCUGUUUCUGACAGAGAUGACUCUGAAGAUGUAUGGCCUGGGGCCCAGAAACUACUUUCACUCCUCGUUCAAUUGUUUUGACUUUGGGGUAAUUGUGGGGAGUAUAUUUGAGGUGGUGUGGGCAGCGAUCCAGCCUGGUGCAUCUUUUGGGAUCAGUGUUCUGAGAGCCCUGCGCCUGCUCCGUAUUUUUAAAGUAACCAAGUAUUGGAACUCUUUGCGGAAUCUUGUGGUUUCACUGUUAAACUCCAUGAAGUCCAUCAUUAGCUUGCUCUUCCUCCUCUUCCUCUUCAUCGUAGUAUUUGCCCUGCUAGGCAUGCAACUUUUUGGGGGCCAGUUUAAUUUUGAAGAUGAAACUCCCACUACAAACUUUGACAGCUUCCCUGCAGCCAUAAUGACAGUCUUCCAGAUUUUGACAGGAGAGGACUGGAAUGCAGUGAUGUAUCAUGGAAUAGAGUCCCAGGGUGGCGUCCGGGGUGGAAUGUUCUCCUCGGUCUACUUCAUUGUUCUUACACUGUUUGGAAACUACACACUUCUCAAUGUAUUCUUGGCCAUUGCUGUGGAUAACCUUGCCAAUGCACAGGAGCUGACAAAGGAUGAAGAGGAACAAGAGGAGGCAGCGAAGAAGAGCAUGGCUCUUCAGAAGGCCAUGGAGGUGAAGGAAGUCAGCCCCAUGUCUGCUGCCAACAUCUCAAUAGCAGCUUUUGUAAAGCAAAAUCGAGAUGCAAUCUCUCGCAGGUCUUCAGUCAGCAGCAUUCACUCACCUAAAGAGCAACAGAGGUCACUGCAGAAGUUGUCCAUAUGGGAGCAGCGCACCAACCAGCUGCGUAGACACAAACUGUGCAACAGCAGUGAGGCCCUUUACAAUGAACUAGAGCCUGAAGAGCGUCAACGCGUGUCUUCAGCGCUCCAUCUGCGGCCUGACAUGAAGACCCACCAUGAUCGUCCGCUUGUAGUGGAGCACAGAGACAGCACAGUGGACAAUUCCAGGAGUGACACAGAUGGAGACACUCCAGACGUUCAGCUGUCCUCUAGCCAUCCAAGGAAGCAUCAUCGAUGUCGAGGAGAGAACGGAGAUGCUGGAGAGGGGAGGCACCAUAGACACCACAGCCGAAACAGAGAACAUCAGGACACCCUGGAGCACAGCAGCAAUCAGGAUGGAGGACACAGUAACCACCACACAGCUGGUUCUCCUGAAGAGGGAAUAGGGUUGGAGGAGAGAGAACGCAGACACCACCAUUCUCGCCGAUCCAGAGAGGUCAACGGGAAUGGCAACGGCCCGAUUGGUAAUGGUGGCAGAGGCGAAGCUAGGAUACGAGGUCACAGAGAGGGCGAAGGAGGGAAUGGAGAAAGGAGGAGAACACGGUCACGUGUUAAAGCCCAGUCCACACUGGAUGGAGAAGAAUGCAGGGAGAACGGUGGAAAACACAGGGGCAGACCAACAGGAACAGACAGCCUAGCCACCAGCCCUCUCCAGUCUCCUACUGAAGAGAAGCCAGAAGACAAAGAUAAUCUAAAGAACAGCACCAGAGUGGGCCCAACCGGAGUCAACAUUCCUGUCACCAUAACUGCCCCACCAGGAGAGACUACAGUCAUUCCCAUCUACUUGCUGAACGAGGAAAAGAAGGAUCUUGAUGAGCUAAAUCAGAAUGCACCCAAACACAUUCUGCCAUACAGCUCCAUGUUUGUGUUUGGUCCAACUAACCCAGUGAGACGGUUGUGUCAUUAUGUGGUGAACCUAAGGUACUUUGAGAUGUGUAUCCUCACAGUCAUCACCAUGAGCAGCAUCGCCCUCGCUGCUGAAGACCCUGUGCAGGCCAAUGCCCCGCGCAAUGAUGUGCUGAAAUACCUAGAUUACGUUUUCACUGGUGUGUUCACAUUUGAGAUGGUUAUAAAGAUGAUCGAUCUUGGGUUGCUGUUGCAUCCUGGGUCUUACUUCAGGGAUCCGUGGAACAUACUGGACUUCAUUGUAGUCACCGGUGCUCUGGUGGCCUUCGCCUGCUCGAGCUUCAUGGGAGGAACUAAAGGCAAGGACAUCAACACUAUCAAGUCCCUAAGGGUCCUACGAGUCCUCAGGCCUUUGAAGACCAUUAAACGUUUGCCUAAACUCAAGUCUGUGUUUGACUGCGUGGUGAACUCUCUGAAGAAUGUGCUCAACAUCCUCAUCGUUUACGUCCUCUUCAUGUUCAUCUUUGCGGUUAUUGCUGUGCAGCUCUUCAAGGGGAAGUUUUUUCACUGCACCGAUGAGUCCAAAGCCCUGGAGAAGGACUGCAGGGGUCAGUUCCUGGAGUACGGCAGUGAUGGAGUGGCCAUGACACAGCCACGCGAGUGGAAAAAGUAUGAUUUCCAUUAUGACAACGUCCUGUGGGCCUUUCUGACCCUGUUCACUGUCUCUACAGGAGAGGGCUUACCUAGAGUUCUGAAACACUCUGUUGAUGCCACAUAUGAAGACCAGGGUCCCAGUCCGGGUUACCGCAUGGAAACCUCCAUCUUCUACGUGGUCUACUUCAUUGUCUUCCCCUUCUUCUUUGUCAACAUCUUCGUGGCUUUGAUCAUCAUCACAUUCCAGGAGCAGGGAGAUAAAGCCAUGUCAGAUUGCAGCUUGGAAAAGAACGAGCGAGCUUGUAUCGACUUUGCCAUCAACGCCAAACCUCUGACUCGCUACAUGCCGCAAGACAAGCAGUCUUACCAGUACAAGAUCUGGAAGUUUGUGGUGUCCACUCCAUUUGAGUACUCCAUCCUGACCAUGAUCGCCAUCAACACAACUUUGUCUGUUUGUUCCAUGGUGCUCCUAAACCGUAUGAGGAGAUGUUUGAAGUGGCUGAACAUCAUCUUCACAGCUCUCUUCACGCUGGAGUGCAUUCUCAAGGUCAUCGCCUUCCGGCCUCUCUGGUGA